GAGACCUAAAAUGUACUGGUAUUUAUUUUUAGUCUCACAAAUGAUAAAUAGAGAGCAGAUCUUGUUUACCUACUGGCAAAUCUCAGAUUAAGCUCACUACAAGUAAGAGAUUCACAGAUGAAUAUGACAGAAACACUCCUGAAUCCUGAAAUAAAGAGGUGUGCAGUGGUUACAGGUGCCAAUAAGGGAAUAGGAUUUGAGAUUUGUAGGCAAUUAGUCUCUAAUGGGAUCUUUGUUGUAUUGACAUCUAGAGAUAGAAACAAGGGUCUUGAAGCUGUUGAAAAUCUCAAAAAAUCUGGACUCCCAAAUGUGAUUUUUCAUCAAUUAGAUGUUAUGAAUCUAACUUCUGUCUCAUCCUUGGCUGAAUUCAUCAAAACCCACUUUGGAAAACUUGAUAUCUUGGUGAAUAAUGCAGGCAUUGGUGGGGUGAGAAUAGUAGACAAGGAUCAAUUAAAGGUUCUGAUGCUUGAGGAUGAAAAGUAUUUGGAGAACCCAAAGUUGAAACAGAUAUGGACAGAACCGUAUGACGACGCAGAAAAAUGUCUUAAAACAAAUUACUACGGCGUCAAGGCGGUGACUGAAGCCUUUAUUCCUUUACUUGAGCUAUCUGAUUCAAGAAUAAUUGUCAAUGUUUCUUCUGCCAUGGGGAUUCUGAAGAAUGUUGGCAAUGAAAAGGCUUUCGAAGUGCUCAGCGAUGCUGAUUGUUUAACGGAAGAAAGAAUAGAUGUGGUGGUGAAUACAUUUCUAAACGAUCUUAAAGAGGGUUGCUUAGAAGCAAAAGGUUGGCCAACAUUACUUUCUGCUUAUACAAUCUCAAAAGCAUCAGUUAAUGCGUACACUAGGAUUUUGGCAAAAAAAUUCCCUACUUUUCGCAUAAACUGUGUUUGUCCUGGUUUUGUCAAAACCGAUAUAAACUUUAACAGUGGGGUCUUGACUGUUGAACAAGGUGCUAAAAGUCCUGUAAGAUUAGCUCUUUUACCAGAUAACAUAACUUCUUCUGGGUUCUUCUUUGUUCGUGAAGAGGUAUCGUCAUUUUGAAUUUGUAAUGUACAACAACUUUACUAGUUUAACAUUUGCUAGUGUUGUAGCUACAAGCGUAAUUGAGUUUGAAUGAUAUAAAUUUCUGGGUAACUUGUCUAA
Messenger RNA from Papaver somniferum (opium poppy), 1140 nucleotides. RefSeq names its product (+)-neomenthol dehydrogenase-like. Gene Ontology annotation, molecular function: oxidoreductase activity, acting on the CH-OH group of donors, NAD or NADP as acceptor. Lineage: Eukaryota; Viridiplantae; Streptophyta; Magnoliopsida; Ranunculales; Papaveraceae. Bases 118 to 1038 code for a protein of 306 amino acids. The transcript is spliced from 5 exons. Gene Ontology annotation, cellular component: membrane. The record is from RefSeq and is a predicted model, not a curated record.